AUGGAUCUAUUCCACCACGAAUCGUUGAUGACGGCCGACGCGCUGGUAGCCGUACUCCUGGAAAAAAGCCCCGUGUUACGGAAAACGGCGAUCCAGCGCCUUUACUCAAUUGUUGAUCAAUGUUGGUCUGAGAUAUCCGACGCAAUACCGUUGAUCGAAGAGCUCAGUGAAGACGAAAAUUUCGAAUCUCAUGAGAUCGCUGCUGCUGUUGCCAGCAAAAUAUUCUUUCAUCUUGAAGAAUAUGAUGACGCAUUGAGACUUGCUCUUGGAGCGGGUAGGCACUUCGAUGUUGGAGCACGAACGGAGUAUGUUGAGAUGCUCAGCUCUAAGUGCGUGGAUACCUAUAUUCAAACCUACAGAUGUUCUUCGGAUGUGCAUCUUCCACUGGAUCCACGUCUUGCUGAUGUUGUUGAACGGAUGUUUCAACGUUGCUAUGCAGACGGUGAGUUUUUUCAUGCAAUGGGCAUCGCUCUUGAGGCUCAACGUCUAGAUAAAAUAGAGGAGGUUGUCAAGCAGUGCCCACGUCCGAAGCGACAAUCUCUCUUUCUGUACAUUCUUGAAAUAAUUUUGUCGGGUAGUAUGGCAUGCACGUUUUGUCUACUCGUCGUUCGCGCAUUCACCUAUAAUGUAUUAAUGAAGAUAAAACACGCCUCUACCGACGAGUUGGUUCAUUUCGACAAAGAUUAUAUUUCCAAUUUAAUCUAUAUAUUGGAUUUUGAGGGGUUGGCUUCUAAGAUUAGUCUGGACUUCUUGCAUAACAACUCUCAGACAGAUUUGCUUAUUUUCCGAACAAUUAAAGACUCUAUCGAUGGAAUUCGCAAUUCUGUGUUGCACAAUGCAGCCGUAAUUGCGCACAGUUACGCAAAUGCCGGAACCAAGGACACUUCAUUUUUACGUGCCAACCUUGAAUGGAUGGGUAAGGCAUCAAACUGGGCAAAGUUUAUAGCCACCUCAUCUAUUGGAGUUAUUCACAAGGGGCAUGUAAAAGAGUCGGUUCGCAUCCUCGAGCCUUACCUGCCACAAGCUCCCCUAUCUAGUUCUCCAUUUUCUGAAGGUGGUGCUCUUUUUGCACUUGGCUUGAUUCACGCAAAUAAAGCCAAGUUGGGCGAGUCUGCUGCAAUUACAUACCUAAAAAAUGCCUUGCACAAUUCAGGUAGUUCUGAGCCGCUGCAGCACGGAGCUUGCUUAGGAUUGGGAUUGGCUGCAAUGUCAACCGGAGGUGCAGAGUAUUACGAAGAAUUGAAAACCGUUCUUUACUUUGAUUCUGCUGUUGCGGGUGAAGCCGCUGCAUACGGUAUGGGUCUUGUCAUGCUUGGACAUGGUGGCGAUACAAAUACAUCACAAAACGCAAUUUCUGAACUAUACGCGUACGCUCACGAGACUGCACACGAAAAGAUCAUUCGGGGUGUAGCCCUAGCUAUCGGUCUUAUUGUCCUUGGAAAAGAGAGCGCGGCCGAACCCACCAUUCAAUUACUCUGUCGUGAUAGAGACGCUAUAAUUCGGUAUGGGGGCAUGCAUGCCAUUGGCCUCGCAUAUGCAGGCACGGGUAACAACAACGCUGUGAAACGCCUCCUGCAUGUCGCCGUGUCGGACGUCUCAGAUGAUGUUAGACGCGCAGCAGUCACCUGUCUAGGGCUGGUUCUAUUUCGCACCCCCAAAAAGAUUCUUGCUCUGGUGGGACUUUUACUUGAGAGCUUCAAUCCCCACGUCCGCUAUGGUGCCUGCAUGGCUAUUGGAUUUUCUCAUCCUGCUUCAGGCGAUCACGACGCGCUAUCUUUAUUGGAACCUAUAAUCACAGAUCCCAUAGAUUUUGUUAGGCAAGGAGCACUGAUGGCAACGGCACUUGUCCUCAUGCAACAAUCACAUGCUCGAGUGCAAACCCUUGCUAGUUUCCGCGAGCGAAUUGCAAAUUUAGUCAAAGACAAGUAUCCUUCGACGCUCACGAAGAUAGGUGCGAUUAUGGCUGCAGGGAUACUGGAUGCCGGUGGUCGGAACUGUGCCAUUUCGCUGCAAUCUUCUGGCGGAUUUCUUAAGAGAGGUGCGUGCGCUGGCCUCGUCUUAUGGGCGCAAAGCUGGUACUGGUAUCCUAUGUUUCAUUUUUUCUCCUUGGCACUCGCACCCACUAUGCUUGUUGGCCUGAAUUCGGACUUUGAGAUGCCUAAGUGCUUCUCUGUUAUCUGUUCGGCCCCUCCUGAUUUAUUUGCGUAUCCCUCGCGCAUGAAAGAGAAAAAAGAAGUGAAGAGAGAAAGAGUUGCGACUGCCAUACUUUCAACCACGCGGAAGCAAAAGGUCCGGGACAGGACAAAGGUGCAAGGGAAAACUGCCGAUGUCAAGGAGGCUCCUGACGUCAGGGUAGACUCAAUCCAAGUAGGCACACGCGGCGUUGGUGCUGUGUCCUGUGAAUUGUCGAAUCCCUCACGUCUAACACCUGUGCAAAUUCACAGCUGCCAAUUUGAUUUAAAGCAGCGAUAUAUCCCAGUUUCUAGCUCAAUAAAGCCCUGCGGGAUCAUAAUUCUCCUUGAUCAACAGCCCGGAGAACCUCAGGAUAUCACACAUUUUGAUGAAAUCUCAAAGCACACCGACAACAUAGAUGAGUCAGAGCCACCAGCGCCCUUUGAAUGGCUUCCGUAAAGUUCCAAGGGCCUGCUUUGCUAGAACUGUCGACAGCGUGAUAUUCAAAGGUGGCUAGCUCGGAUCAUGCACUCCUGGUCGGGAGAUUUUGUGUGAUUGUAGGGAGAUGGCCACGGGAGGUGGCUACGGCAGGCUGCUACGGGACUGCGAGUUGUCUCAUGGGACAUGCCGCACCCUAGCUUCGGUCAUGCAUGAUAGUUCACUAAACGAGACUGUUGGACUUGGCUACCCGGACGACGGUGGCGAAGGCGACUGGUCAACGCUGAAGCAAACAACAAAAACUGCACCACGAAACGCGCCAUCCAAGCGUCAUUCCAGCUGCAGGCGGAGGUUCCGUGGGCCUUGCGGAACAAAGCCAUGCAGCGACCGCCGCGAGCUGCGCCCGCAAAAGUGGGCUAUCGCGGUCGCUGCUAUUGCAAUUCAUGUUGGAAUACAACCCUAGCACACGCGAAAGGGGCGUAGCCACGUCCUCUGGGGCACAUAAGUGGGGGUAGCCCGGGCGU
Messenger RNA from Aureococcus anophagefferens, 3134 nucleotides. RefSeq lists its product as hypothetical. The record is from RefSeq and is a predicted model, not a curated record. The coding region runs from base 1 to 2631 and encodes 876 amino acids. Lineage: Eukaryota; Pelagophyceae; Pelagomonadales; Pelagomonadaceae. Gene Ontology annotation, molecular function: enzyme regulator activity. The transcript has 2 exons. Gene Ontology annotation, cellular component: nucleus; proteasome regulatory particle, base subcomplex; proteasome storage granule. Gene Ontology annotation, biological process: regulation of protein catabolic process; proteasome-mediated ubiquitin-dependent protein catabolic process.